Molecule: messenger RNA, 1138 nt
Organism: Paramormyrops kingsleyae
Lineage: Eukaryota; Metazoa; Chordata; Actinopteri; Osteoglossiformes; Mormyridae
Source: RefSeq, a predicted model, not a curated record
UAUUCGCAGGAAGUGGCGUCAGAGAGAUAUGCGGAACUAGCCGAGCUGGCCCGUCUGGCUCGAGGACCUGCGCGCGGUGGUUGUUUCGCUGUAUCCGUCUCUACGGAGGCCGAUGUUUUGCUGGUGGCCGCUCGACUUCUCCACAUCGGACGCAGAAACUCACGUACUCUCGUAGCCACCGAGCCACAGCAUUAGGGAGCGGGCGCUUGGCUGCACUCACGACACCAUGGACUCCGCUAGUCAAGACAUUAACCUCAACUCUCCCAACAAAGGCCUGGGGUCGGACCUUCCAGCUCAGGGAGCUGCCGGUACUGCCCCCAGUAACGCCACCAGCACUCUGCCACCGGGCAUGACAGAAGAAGAGGCACAGGAACUGCGGACUGAGCUUGCGAAGGUGGAGGAGGAGAUCCACACCUUACGGCAAGUGCUGUCCGCCAAGGAGAGGCACGCGGCCGACCUGAAGCGGAAACUGGGCCUGAAUCCGCUCAAUGAGCUCAAGCAGAACAUCAGCAAGAGCUGGCAGGACGUCCAGGCCUCCAACGCCUAUGUGAAAACCGCAGAGAAACUCGCCAAGUGGAACGAGGCGUUUACCGGCUCCCACUUAUAUCUCUCAGCGUCGGCCACUUUGGAGGACAUUAGCCAAUCAGAAGCGUACAAGAAGACUCAGGAAACUCUGUCUCAGGCCGGCCAGAAGACCUCCGCCGCCCUGUCCACCGUGGGCACUGCCAUCAGCAGGAGACUGGGGGACAUGAGAGCCCUGCCUUUCUCACACUCGCUUAGCGGUUACUCCAUACGCCACUCGAUAAGUAUGCCGGCGAUGAGGAACUCCCCAACCUUCAAGUCAUUCGAGGACAAAGUUGGCAACAUAAAGGUAGGAUUUGUCACAUGACAGACAGGCUGUUAGAGGUUAACAUUCCUCCCAGACCUCGAAGUGGGAUUGGUCACAUGCCUUUGCUUGUUUAUAUCUCUGUGCAAUACUAAUGCGUCUGUCUCACUCUCCAUGCCGGUGUGCAGUAACUAAUGCGUCUGUCUCUCUCUCCAUGCCGGUGUGCAGUAACUAAUGCGUCUGUCUCUCUCUCCAUGCCGGUGUGCAGUAACUAAUGCGUCUCUCUCUCUCCAUGCCAGUGUGCAGUAACUA